CAGUUCACGUUUAGGGCGGCGUAUAUGCGUAUGAUGCGCGCUGAGAGAGGGUGUACAAGUCCGAUGUCUGCCCAGACCACUUCAUCUGUGGAGGCACGGCCAGCUACUGCAGACGGCUCGUCUCUACUGAGGACGGUGGGUCCUGACGACGUGUUUAAUCUCCCACUCUACGAGCACCAUCUGGUAAUGGACAUACGACCCUCUCACGAGUACUCUCGAGGACACAUGGCCACCGCUGUCUCCUUCCCCUACCCUCCCCUCCAGACCUCGGAAGAAGAGAGAGAGCGGCUACUAAUAGACUUCAUCCACUCCUACGUGAAACGGUACAUGAGACCAGAGAACCCCAGUCCAGUUCUCCUGUACGGAGACAACAGCCCCGCGGCCAGGUUCCACUCCGAGUGGCUGGCACGGAGACUGGAGAGGAUCCAGAGAGAGAGGAAGGCAGUGUCUACCUACGUACCUCAGUCACUGUCACUGGAGGAACCAGGGUUCGAUUACUUUGAGCAUUUCUGUCUCACCAUUGCCGACUCUGCCAAGGAGAUCUGGAUCUUAGAGUGCAGUUACGAAGACUUUGCGGCCGAGUACAGCUUCCUCUGUGGCCACGUAGACUUCAUGACGAUGGAACCACUCCCUCACCGAAUAACGAAACACAUCUUUCUCGGGAGUCGAGUCAUUCCGCUAACACACGCGGCCCUCUGCGUGAGACUUGGCAUCACUCACAUGAUAGUCUCCCGCCACCAACCAAUAGACUGGGGAGAACUGAAGGACAUAUCAGUACUGACUUGUGACGUGAGGGACUCUAAUACACAAGCAAUGAUGGAGUGCUGGACGGCUUGUGUUAGGUUUAUCGACGAGAUCGAAUCGAGUGGAAGAGGAGGAAGAGUGCUGGUUAUGUUGUUCGGUCGGUCAAGGUCGGCGAGUGUGGUUCUGGCCCACCUGGUAAUGAGCAGUGGCAUGAGUCUUGACGAGGCGUGGGGGGUCCUGAGAGGAAAGUGCUGGCAUCUCAUAGACAAGAGUCUGGCCUACGAAGACCAGCUGAGGGAGUGGGAGAGAGGGAGAACUCCUUCCAUUGAACUCUGAGUUAUAAUUAUGUACACAGCU
Geodia barretti is the source of this 1101-nucleotide messenger RNA. NCBI's taxonomy places the organism in Eukaryota, Metazoa, Porifera, Demospongiae, Tetractinellida, Geodiidae. The record is from the annotation of a GenBank genome assembly.